Molecule: messenger RNA, 2593 nt
Organism: Nasonia vitripennis (jewel wasp)
Lineage: Eukaryota; Metazoa; Arthropoda; Insecta; Hymenoptera; Pteromalidae
Product: ionotropic receptor 25a-like
Exons: 4
Coding region: 604-2052 (482 amino acids)
Biological process (GO): monoatomic ion transport; modulation of chemical synaptic transmission; synaptic transmission, glutamatergic
Cellular component (GO): plasma membrane; postsynaptic membrane
Molecular function (GO): glutamate-gated receptor activity; transmitter-gated monoatomic ion channel activity involved in regulation of postsynaptic membrane potential
Source: RefSeq, a predicted model, not a curated record
AUGCAUGAAUGCGUACGCUGGAAUCAUUAAGUAUUCACAAGGACUAUUUAUGAAUGUUAAUGAGCCGACUGUGAAUUAUUUCAGAGUUAUUCAAAAUACGAAUGCAAUAUUGCGUUUCUCUCCGAAUUGCGACUUUGAAAUAAUAUAGAAAAGUUCUAAUACGAACCUUUACGAUGGAACCUACAGUCUACGUUACCUUGAAAAACGAUACCAGUAGACACCCACUGAAUUCCACAACUGUUCAGUGCACAAUCGAGCCUCUAUCCCGUGCAUACACGUGUCCUUACGCCUCAUUCGAUUUUUGCCCUAUAAUUCGAAGCAACAAACAUAAAGCCUCGCGUAAUUGCCUCGCAGUUACAUGAGAGAGAGAGAGAGAGAAAAAAAAGAGUUUCCAAACGCCUAUCGAUCAGCCAAGGCUGCAUAAAAAAAUCCUAUUACAGCAGUCGUAUGCAAUGUCUCUAUUUUUUCAAACAACGAUUUGUCAUACGAACUGGAGAGAAAAAAAUGCAGGCAAACCAAUAAAGCCGGCCGUUGCGUCGCCGACUGCAGGUACGCGUCAGUAGUUACUAGUCACUCGGCGAAAUCAAAUUCGAAUUUUCGAAAAUGAACGCGACGGCAAAACCGACAUAUCGGGUGAUAACCAUCCCCAAACCGCCCUUCGUCAUCUACGAUCCCGACAGCAAUUGGUACGGCGGUUUUCUGGUCGACCUGCUCAAUGAAAUCGCCAGGAGGUUGAACUUUCGGUAUGAAAUCGAGAUGCAGAACGAGUCGGAGUACGGAUUCAUGGACGACCAGGGGAACUGGAACGGUUUGAUGAGGGACUUGAAGGAGGGAAAGGCGGACAUCGGUUUGGCGGCCGUUAGCGUCAUGUCCGAGAGGAUGAAGGUCGUGGACUUUACCGAACCGAUUUACAAGCCUACCGGGAUAUCGGUACUCAUGCAGAAGCCGAUUCCGAAGACUGAUUUUUACAGAUUUCUGACGGUCCUGGAACUGGACGUCUGGCUCUGCAUAAUCGGCGCCUACAUCUUCACGAGCCUCUUGCUCUGGAUCUUCGACACCUGGUCCCCCUACAGCUAUCGGAACUGCAAAGCAAAGUACAAGGACGACACGGAGAAGCGCAUCUUCGGCUGCAAGGAGUCGCUUUGGUUCUGCCUGACGUCCCUGACGCCUCAGGGUGGCGGCGAGGCCCCGAAGAAUCUCUCGGGACGUCUGGUCGCUGCUACCUGGUGGCUCUUCGGAUUCAUCAUCAUCGCCUCGUACACGGCCAAUUUGGCGGCUUUCCUGACCAUCUCCAAGUUCGAGAAGACCAUCGAGACCUUCGACGAUCUCAUUUCGCAGUACAAGUACUCCUACACGUGCAUCCAGAACUCGUCGACCAAUAGGUACUUCCAGAGGAUGAACGACAUCGAAUACGUGUGCUAUGAAAAAUGGAAGGACAUGACACUGAACGACAGCCUGUCGCCCUACGAGAGAGCCCAACUAGCCGUGUGGGAGUACCCGCUGAGCGACAAGUUCAUCAAGAUCUACUCCGCCAUAUCCCACCACGGAAUGGUCGCAAGUCUGCAAGACGGCCUCGACAAGUUCAACAGCACCGACUCCAGAUUCGCCCUGAUCACCGAAGCGUCGGAUGUCCAGUACCAGGCCAUGAUCGACUGCAGCGUCAAGGAGAUCGGUCCGGAGUUUUCGAAGAAACCCUACGCCAUAGUGCUCCAGAAGAACUCGCCCCUUACCAAACAGUUCAACCGAAUUAUUUACAACAUGAAAAACGACAACUGGCUCGAGGCUCUGACCGACAAGUGGUGGAAGUACAACCCGCUGCGCCAGAGAUGCCACGACAAGGACGAAAUGACCAACGGGAUAAUAUUCGAGAACAUCGGCGGUGUUUUCGUCCUCAUCGGCGUCGGCAUUCUCUCAGCCUUCUCGACUCUCGUCUACGAGUACUUUUACUUCAAAUGCCUGCAAGACAAGUUCGAGAGGAUUUUCGAGCACAAGUUGAAAUCGAUAUUCCGCAGGCAGAAGAAUUUCGCUCGGAGUAUCAGUGUGAAACCGUAAUUUUCGAUUUCAUAUAUUUCAUAUAUUGUAUGUACACACGCGUUUACGAUAUGCGUUUGUAUUGCUGGCGAAGAGUGAAUUAAUAAAUAAACGGCUUUGCUUAGUCUGCAUUAACUUUAUUUCAUCAUUAUUUCCAUCUUUUACAUUCCAUUGAAUUUUUACAUUUUCGUCGUGGUAAGAAAAAUUUACAUCGUUUUUGAUAAUUUCUUUUACAUUUCGGCUAUCUUUCGCAAAAACAAAAGGGUUCAAAAAUGCACUUCGACAACAAAGGACAUGUAUAUCUAAAUCGUUCGUUUUCUCUUUUCUACCCCGCCGACUAUUACCAAUAUUGAUUUCUCGAUAUACGUGUACCGAAAUUUAUAGCCGAGACAGUAUUAGUUUAUUUUUAUUUUCUUCGUAAAACAGGAUGAAACAAAAGGAAAUUGAACUUUGGCAGAUUCUACAAUGCGGCACAGAUUCAACGUCCGUUACUAUCUGUGUGAAAAAUAAAAGUGUUACUCUCGAGCGAUUUUUUGGCUUUAAAAUUACGAUCGAUUUAAGA